Molecule: messenger RNA, 1536 nt
Organism: Cuscuta campestris
Lineage: Eukaryota; Viridiplantae; Streptophyta; Magnoliopsida; Solanales; Convolvulaceae
Source: the annotation of a GenBank genome assembly
GUGUUUUGAUUGAAUGGGAGCACGGGUCAUAAAAAGCCAAACUCAUGAGAAUUUGUUGAUGAGUGAUCACCAGAUUCUUGCUGUUUACAUGGGCAAGAUUGUAGAUCAUACGUAUAAUGGUGUUUAUCCUUGAUCGUAUAUGGGCAAGAUUCAUUUUUACAUGGGCAAGAUUGUAGAUCAUACAUGGGCAAGAUUCAUUUUUACCCAGAGGAAGAAAAAAGCUCUCGUUUGUAUUAUGGGCUUGAUUCUGUACUUGAUUUUAUCCUUCAUGUUUUGAGAGAUUUGCCUCUAAACAGCGGGUUGUGGUUUGAGAUUGAGAAUUCAACAGACACGGAGUCGAAGCAGUUGGAGAUCCCUCAGAAUGCUUAUAGGGCUGUUUUGGAGUGGCAUGGAAGGGUGAAUUGGCGGACAGAAGAGGUGACACCAGUAGACGACGAAGAACCCGCGAACAGGCCUGAGCGACUGAAUUUGGCCGGCGAGGGAUCUGAACCGAUAGAGCUCCGAGAUUGGAUCUGGACGGACUGCUUUGAGAUGGAAUGGCAGCAGCAGACGACGAUGCUCUCGAUUCAGUUGUAGAGCCAAUUAGAUCCGAACCCAUUUUUUGUUUUCGUGAUCUUGCGUUGGUUGCGUCGGACCAGGCUUCAUUCCCCCCAAUUACGCCUUCCUUUUGGAUAUUGUUGAUACAUGGAUGUGUGGGCGGUGGACAAGAGCAGAUUGGUGUAAUGAUGAUGUGCAGAUCUUUGACUUUUUUUCUUUAACUUUCUCGUCACUGAAAUACAGAAAAAAAGGGGUAAGAGUUUCAUCAUUACUCUCGUGAACCACCCAUGCCAGUUACACUUAAUUUUCGGAGUAUUUUUUUUAUUUGAAAUAAUUAAUUAUUUAUUUUUUAAAAAUUUUUCUGAGAAACAAAUAAAGAAAUAUGAGUAAUUAUUUUGUUAUGAUUACUGUCAUGAUGGUUUGCAGGAACACAUAAUUGUGUCCUUUUCGAGUGGUUAGUUUUCCUUUGCAUCUUUUAUGCUUGCCCUUUCUUUCUUUCUUGUUUAGGGUUUUGCUUUCUCAUCAUAACCCCAGAAUUAUAUUCUUUGCUUCCUGAACAAAUCUUCUCUAAUUUCUCACAAAAAAAAGAAAGUACAGAUUUGGGUAAUUGAAAUGCUUUUUAAUUUUGGCUGUUAGAUCUAUCUAUGAUUUAUCUUUUUCUUGAAAUUUCAGAUCUGAAAAUUUCUUUUCUUGAAUCUGAACUAAUAAUGUUGCAGGGAUGAAUUGGAUACAGGUAUGAGGAUGCCGGGGGGCCCGAACCGAACCGUAAUUUAAUUUCGGGUUGUUUGAGGAUCAAAUGAAGAGAAUCUGAUACCUUUCUAAUGGUGUGGCCGGUGCAGGAAAGCAAAGCUUUAGCAUCUGCUGGCAAAGCAAAAAAAAAUGUUUCUUGAUUGUAUAAUAAUUUCAUUAUAAUUCAAUGUAAUUGUACGGAUUGUUAAUGGAAAAGCUGUACUCCUUCCGUGUUGUAGUCCUUUCCUUUACUAAAAUAAAUCUUAUUUU